AUGUUUAAAGAUAAUUAUGAAUUGUUGGUAUCAACAAAGUUAAAUCAUUUGGUGGUUGAAAAGUGGAGAUCAAAGAGAACUGGUUUGACAGUUUAUAAUGUGAAGGCACCGAAUCCAUUGGUUCAUUGUCAGAUCUUCUUGGCGACAGAGACACACUCGCACGACGGUUGUCCACACACUCUGGAACAUCUUAUCUUCUUGGGAUCUGAAGACUACCCGUACAAAGGUUUUCUCGAUUUGAUUGCUUCAAAGUCGUUCGCCAAUGGCACCAAUGCCUGGACUUCCACAGACCACACCUCCUACACUCUCUCGACUGCCGGCUCCGAAGGAUUCCUCCAGGCACUGCCAAUCUUUAUGGAUCACAUCCUCUAUCCAACGAUUACCGACGAGGCAUUCCACACAGAGGUUCAUCACAUCGAUGGCGAAGGUAAGGAUGCCGGUGUCGUCUACUCGGAGAUGCAGGCACGUGAGAACGAGAGAUUCCAGGUGAUUGACUUUGAGUCGACAAAGUAUCUCUUCAAGAAUGACUCAGGUUACAAGUAUGAAACCGGUGGUCGUCUCGAAGAUCUUCGUAGUCUCAACGUGGAGACCGUGCGUAAGUAUCAUCGUGACUACUAUCGUCCGGAGAACACCGGUGUUUUCAUCGCUGGAAAUGUCGAUGCUGAGCAGAUCUUUGAGGCGUUGGAGUCAGUCGAGCAAAAGAUCAUGAGAAAGCGUGGUGAUUCCUACACACCCUUGGAGAGACCAUGGCAAACCGAGUCAAUACUCUUUGACAAAUCGAUAACCAAAGAGAUUUUCUUCAAAUCCGAAGAUGACACCAAAGGUGACGUACAUAUUACAUUCAAGAGUGCAAACGCCAACGAUCAUACCACUACCACAGCCAUGGAGAUAUUAUUAGAGUAUCUAAUGGAUGGAUCGUCAGCACCAAUCAUGCAGCAGAUGAUCGAUAUCAAAGAUGCCUAUGCCGCUUCAGUUAGCAAUUAUAUCUAUCAUUAUAAAACAAAUUUAGCAAAUUGUGAUUUGGAUAAGAUUCGUCAAGUUAGAACAAAGAUGAUGGAGGUGUUGACCGAUUUGGUAGAGAAUAAAUCGAUUGAUUUGGAAAAGAUAAGAACACAGAUUCAGUUGAGCAAAUUGAAAUUCCUCUCACAGUUGGAAACGGAUCUAGAGGAAUUGCUAAGCCAACCAUUCAUUACUGAUCUCCUCUAUUUCGAUAGUCCACAGGAUUUGGUUGAUAGUUUGAAUACGGAGCUGUACGAAGUGUUGGCAGCCAAGGAUCAGUCGUAUUGGAUCGAUUUGCUAAAGACAUACUUUAUCGACCAGCCAUUCGUUGAGAUCAUUGGAUUGCCAUCGCUGGAGGAAGGUGAUCGUCUUACCAAAGAGGACAACGACCGUACACAAGCACAAAUUGAACAACUCGGACAAGAGAAACUGGCGGAACUCGCAAAAGAACUCGAUCGUUGUCAAGCUGUCAACACCGUACAAGUUGAUCAACAUCUCUUUGUACAAUCGAUUCUCAAUGAUAAACCAUUGGUAAACGACGAUCAACAUAAGAAAAUCAAUGAAUACAUCCAAUCUAAAUGUUCAGAAAAGGUACCAUUUGAUAUGUUAUUUUCAAAUGGUGAUACUGCAUUUGUAAGUGCAAUACUAAUGUUGAAUACAUAUGAGUUACCUGACGAAUUGAGAGGUUAUCUACCAUUGUAUGCAGAUCUUAUGGAGUUAUCGCCGGUGGUUGUUAACGGUGUUGAAAUCGAUCAUGAAUCGAUGGAUUUGAUGUACAAACAGGUGUUCUUUUCCAAUGCUAUCACCAUUGAAAACUAUGAGAAAGCGGUUGCUCUAAUUCACGACAUCCUCUACAAUGUCAAAUUCGUAAAGGAACGUAUCGAUAUCGUUGCCAAUCAGUUGCUCGAUGAGAUACCAGAGGAGAUGGACAAUGCCCAAAAGAUGUUGAAUUCUCUACGAUCCUAUUUCGAGGUGGAUCACACCCGCUCCAAUGAAGCGGCGAACAACGUACGUCGCCAACAAGUCUUCCUCGAAGACGUCAUUGCUCGACUGGAAGAUGACGCCACCGCUCAGUCGGAAUUCGCUUCGCUCAUGUUCCUCUGCACCUAUUUCGAUCAAUUCGAAGGACCAUUCUUCAAGGGACUCAGAGGCGCCGGCAUUUGCUACAGCUUCAGUCUGGACAUAGAUCGUGAGAAAUGUGUUCUCCAGUUUAACUGCAUCAAGGCAGCCAACAUUGAGAGUGCACUCAAAGAGGCAAAGAAAAUCGUUCUCGACAUCGUAGAGAGCGGUACCUUUAGAAAAGAUUGGGUUCAAACUGCUCGAUCAACUCUGGUAUUCGAUAUCGCUAAAAAAGAAAAGGAUAUUACUUCUGCAAUGAUUCAGCAAUUAUGGAGUGUUUAUAUUAGAAAAUGGCCAAUUGAAGGUUAUAAAUUACUUUUGGAUAUAUUGGCAGAUGUCACUGAAGAAGAUCUAUUGGUAUCAAUGAAAUAUUUCCGUCAACUCUUUGAUGACAACUACUCAUACGUUGGCAUUGUAUCGGAUCCAACCAAAGUAGAAAGUCUCAAACAACUCUUUGAUACCGAUAAACUCAAAGUUGUAGAUAUCGAAUCAAAAUUCGUUUAA
Messenger RNA from Heterostelium album PN500, 2622 nucleotides. RefSeq lists its product as uncharacterized. The coding region runs from base 1 to 2622 and encodes 873 amino acids. The record is from RefSeq and is a predicted model, not a curated record. The transcript has 7 exons. Lineage: Eukaryota; Evosea; Eumycetozoa; Acytosteliales; Acytosteliaceae. Gene Ontology annotation, molecular function: metal ion binding.